AGCAUUGGAACAGGGACUUCCCUGAGCCUCCAUCAUCUACAGAGAGAGAAAAAAAACACUCUCACACACACAGCCUCCCAAGCACACACACACACACGCGCACACACGCACACUGUGUUGAGAGCUAGCAAGGGGCUUUAAACAGCUUUACACUAAACAGAGACAAAGGGACUGUAAGUUGCCACAAUGGAGGAAAACAUGGAUGACUCACAAAGCCAGAAAGGUUGUAAGGAGUGCUGUGAGCGCUGCGUGGGCAGUCUGCCCUGGGCCUCCCUCAUCGCUACGGUCCUCCUCUACAUGGGCGUGGCCUUGUUUUGUGGGUGUGGCCACGAGGCUUUGAGCGGCACCGUCACCAUCCUUCAGAACUACUUUGAAGUCAUCAGAGCCCCGGGAGAAACACUGGAUGUGUUCACCAUUAUCGACAUCCUGAAGUACAUCAUCUAUGGCCUGGCAGCUGGAUUCUUUGUGUUUGGAGUGCUGUUACUGGUGGAGGGCUUCUUCACCACCGGAGCCAUCAGGGAUCUCUAUGGAGAGUUCAAAAUCUCUGCGUGUGGACGCUGCCUCACUGCAUUCCUCAUUUUCCUGGCCUACCUGUUCUUCCUGGUUUGGCUCGGAGUGACAGCAUUCACCAGCCUGCCAGUCUUUAUGUACUUCAAUGUUUGGUCCAUGUGUCAGAACACCAGCUUGGUGGAGGGAGCCAACCUCUGCCUGGACCUGCGUCAGUUCGGAGCGGUGGCCAUCUCUGAGGAGAGAAAGGUGUGUACAGGAUCUGAGAAGUUCUUCAAGAUGUGUGAAUCCAACGAGCUGGACUUGACCUUCCAUCUGUUCGUGUGCACACUGGCAGGAGCAGGAGCUGCUGUCAUCGCCAUGGUCCAUUUCCUGAUGGCGCUGGCGGCUAACUGGGGCUACCUGAAGGACGCCAGCCGGAUGCAGAAGUACGAGGACAUCAAGUCCAAGGAGGAGCAGGAGCUGCACGACAUCCACUCCACACGCUCCAAAGAACGUCUCAAUGCCUACACAUAAACACACACACACACACAUAUACAGACACACACACACACACACACACACACACACACACACACACACACACACACACACACACACACAGUACAUACAUGAGUGAUAAAACAACAGAAACAUACUUUCAAAGACAGGAGAAGGCAGGGAUGAGUUGAUGACAUAAAAAUGAUAAAACACAGACACCAUGCAGUAGAUCAUUGGCUCAGGUGAUCUAUGCUAACACCUUAGCAUCCGCUAUGUUGCUUUGCUCCACUUUGAUUAAGCCGGACUUUUAGCUUUCCCUUCAGAGUGGAAACAAGCGAGAGCACGGUGCUGCUGACGGCAGACUGCUGAAACUCCAUCAUUACAUCAUUUCUCAAUUUAAAUGGUUCCAGAUAGGAAAUCUGGCUGAAUCAACUUUAAGGAGUUCAUAAUAUUUCACUCUGAAGAUUUCUUCUAUAAAGGCCUAAAUGGAUCAGGCCCGGCCUCAGCCUUUUUGGGCCCUAAGCUUUCCUUCCCCUUCAACUCCCCAGAGUAGCUUUGCAGUGCGUCAGUGUGCAGAAACAUCAGCUGAAACUGGCCUGACAUCACAGACAGAAAGUCAAAUAACCAUGGAAGAGGUAACAAACUAACAAAACAGUACAGUGCAUGUAUAAAAAAAAAAAAGCACACAAAACAUACAAGAUGAUACGGGUUUUAGAAAGAGAAGCAGUGAACAGAAGAACCCAAAGUGUUCCAAAUGUUAAUGUGCUUUAUGGUCCCUGGGGGCCCUCAGCGUCUGAUUAGUUUGAUACGUUUGGCCGGCUGUGCUUUUUCCUUUUAAAAAUGCCAAGAUUACCCGAAAAAAGGGUGGUUGUGUCAGUGUUCCUGGCUAACCAUUGGUCACCGUGCUAAACUGUGACAUCACAGCUGUUAGCAUGGCAUGCUGCAGUCAACGAUCUACAGCAGACACACACACACACACACACACACACACACACACACACACACACACACACACACACACACACACACACACGGUCGGUGUUGUGCAGCCAGUGUUCUAUGGUGGUGUCGUGUCGUGUCACCACAUUAUGAUAAGGUGUAUUGCAGAGAAAGACGCUCUCCAAGGAAACGUGUACCCGGGUACAGAUGGGUAGCUUUGAUAACCCCCCCCCCUCCAACCCUUCCUCUUUCUCUGCUACGGUACCUCUUCUACCUGAGCUCAGUUUCAUUAGCAGUUCCACAUAUUCCUGUUAAACAUGAUCUCACAGCCGGCUUUUGGAAAUGAAACGCAGGCUUAAUAGUUUCAUGUAAUAAUGAUAAUGAAAGUGUAUUUUGAUUGAGAAAAAACGCAGAUGAAGAUGAUGUCAGAAAUUAUCUUAAUUUCCAAAAAUAGCUCUAUUUGUACUUUAUAUCACACGUCGGGCUCGUUAAGCUCACUUAAAAUUUCAGAAUAAAAGCAGCUGAGAUGCAGACGGGAACUGAAACGGCUAAUGAAACGGGGCUUCAUCCCGUCAGUGGAAACUGGGGAUCUGUCCUCAGAAACAGCACAUCUUUUCAGCACAAUCUUUUUUACAUGUGUCAUGUUUUUAUCAGUCUGAUAAAUAAUGUUUUUUCUCACUUUUUGGAAUUUUGCCACAUUUUUAUCAGUAUUAUUUAUGUGUAAUUUCAACAUUGGGGUACUUAUAUGGGGCAGGUGUGUGUGUGUGUAUGGGGGGGGGGUUGGGUAACAUCACUUUCACAUUUUCAUGUUAUGAUACUAUAUUUCAGUGGUUUUGCACACACACACACACACACACAUACACACACACACACACACACACACGCGUAUACAUCAAUCACCUUUAUAAUCUCUGAUUGUCUUGUUUUAUUUUUUAUAACUUUCUUUCAACCAGCCCUAAUGUGACCAAAAUGAACACUUCUUAGUAAGUUGUGUUUGUCGUUGGUGACAUGCCCAGAUGCAUUGUGGGUGCUGUGUUGGUUGUGCAGGUUGUAAAGGCUGAGCUGGUUGUCCUUCUAAUGAAUAGUUGGGUUGAGUUGCUGAGGUGUUUGAUAUGAGAGAUGGGAACAGUGAAUCAGAGGCGCUGAAAGACCAGGUCCCUAUUCAGCAUGUCACAUGUAAAAGAUGUGAAUCCUCAGUGGCCACGGGGAACGCCCGGGAUGUUUGUGUCAUACGUAAAGUUGUGUUGAGCCAGCAUUAGAGGGAGAGGAUUGGUCCAGCUGUGUAGGGAAGAGAAGACUCUCUAUCUGCCAGUAGAGACGUCAUUACUGUACUGUGGAAUGACAUUAGUCAUUACACACACACACACACACACACACACACACACACCGCCAUUGCUCUGAGCUGUAAUUAUUUCACCAAGAACAUUUCACUAUUUUAUUAUCAACUUUUAAUCUAUGAGACUUUUUAAAUGUGAAAUUAUUGAUUAUUAGGGGGAAAAGUAAAUGUUCUUUUUUUCUUUUUCCUUUUUGUGGGCAGUAUUAAGCACUGUACCUACAUCAACUCUGUAAAAAGAUAUACAUAUAUAUGUGAAACAGUGGAGGUGAGCAGCCGGAGAAGGAUGAUCUGUUGGUGAAACGAGUCUGGAGGAGCCCAACACACACACACACACACACAAACACACACACACACACACACACACACACACACACACACACACACACACACACACACACACACACACACACACACACACACA
Molecule: messenger RNA, 3683 nt
Organism: Perca fluviatilis (European perch)
Lineage: Eukaryota; Metazoa; Chordata; Actinopteri; Perciformes; Percidae
Product: neuronal membrane glycoprotein M6-a-like
Exons: 7
Coding region: 187-1023 (278 amino acids)
Biological process (GO): neuron projection development
Cellular component (GO): plasma membrane; neuronal cell body; filopodium
Source: RefSeq, a predicted model, not a curated record